AUGGUGAAAGUAUCUCCCUAUUGUGUGGGUUGGUCGGUCAUCUCCAACGUCACCUUUGGUUUGACUAAUUUCCUCAUAUCAUAUACGAAUGUUGGAGGUAUUGAUCCUUGGGCUGUUAUUGGUUGGAUUUGGUUUACCUCGGGGCUCAUAGGAGUCUUAACUGGAAUUUACUUCUGGUUCAAAAUAGGCCGGGUAUUUUUCACUGCGGAAUAUCUUGAGCAUGCCCUGGGGAAGAUUCAAAGCAGGCCCAAUUCUGACCCAGAGGUUGGCCAAUCAGAAUACGUUUAUCUAUGUGAUGGUGAAAAAAUCUACCCCCAACCUCACUUGAAGGAAAUCUCGUUACGGGCAAAGUUAUUAACACUCGUUGGAGGUAUGUGUGUUGGUCUUUCACAACUGAUGAUGAAGUGGGCUUUUGCUACCGACCCAGCAGCAUCUGGGCCUCUCACUGCAGUUAUAUCGUCGGAUAUUUUGGUUAUUGGUGUUUACUGCCAUUUCGUCUACAACGAAAAGCUAACUUGGUCGCAAGCUGUUGCAAUUCUUGUUGUAUUAGGAGGUCUUGUUGUAAUGGGAGCUUCAUUUGAUUCUGGUGUUGGCGGCUCGGCCCUCGGAUUCUUAUACGCUAUAUUGGGCAUGCUUAGUUUCGCCGCUAGCAUCGUCUGCAUUAGGAGUUCCUGCAUUGAUGGUAUUGAUGCAUGGUCUGGAUUUAUCGGAAGAAUGGGAGUAAUGUUCUUCAUGGGGUUGAUUGCAUUGGCAGACUCGGGAUUCAACGGCGGACUAGUUGUACAGGACCACGCUCUGUGGAAGGAUAUGUAA
Molecule: messenger RNA, 813 nt
Organism: Perkinsus marinus ATCC 50983
Lineage: Eukaryota; Perkinsozoa; Perkinsida; Perkinsidae
Exons: 6
Coding region: 1-813 (270 amino acids)
Source: RefSeq, a predicted model, not a curated record